Molecule: messenger RNA, 1993 nt
Organism: Umbelopsis ramanniana AG
Lineage: Eukaryota; Fungi; Mucoromycota; Umbelopsidomycetes; Umbelopsidales; Umbelopsidaceae
Exons: 8
Coding region: 53-1762 (569 amino acids)
Molecular function (GO): catalytic activity
Source: RefSeq, a predicted model, not a curated record
GAACAUCUUCUUAUAUCAUUAGUGCUUGGUAAUUCAGCCCAUCACUACUUCAAUGCCUAACGUGAAAGAUACACCUGUGAGCCGAGUUGUAGCACCUGCCAUAAGCGGAUAUACCUUGGUGUUCCUUACCAAUGUGCUGGAGAAUGUACCGUUUGUUACAAACAAAAUCGCAGCCGACGGAGGAUUACACAAUUUUAGGAAGAGAAACGAUCUAUCGGAUGUGAUAACAACCGUACCUGUUCCCGUGCAAUACAAUUUCUUUCAGCAAGAUAUUGAUCAUCAGGAAAAUAAAAUUACCAGCUUGGAGUCUGAAUCUAGCCGUACGCCAUUCUUGAGCUAUCAUGACUAUAUCAAAGCGUAUAAGGAUGGCAAAGUCACUCCUUCUGAGAUGGCUGAGCGCGUUCUCAAAGCGCUGGAGGAUAGCAAAUCUAUGAACUUCAUGAGGUCUUUCCAUGAGGAUUCUAUUCGUGAGCAAGCAGCCGCAUCAACCGAGCGUUAUAAAACCGGCGCAACUUUAAGUGAUUUGGACGGCAUUUUCAUCCCAAUUAAAGAGGAAUCGGACAUCAAAGGAUACGAAUCUCGAGCUGGUACUGUUGGGAUCAACGUUGGUAUAUUUUCUGAUGAAGAUAGUGCCAUUGUUCAGAGACUGAGAGAUGCAGGAGCCAUCAUUGUUGGACACACCGUCAUGAAUGAAAUCGGCUGGGAUACCUUCACAGUCAACCCCAAUACAGGAACUCCCAAAAACGCUUACAAAUUGAAUUGUUCUUGCGGUGGGUCUAGUGGUGGUAGUGGCGGUGCUGUUGCCACGGGCAUUUUUCCUAUCGCUGUUGGUGCAGAUGGCGGCGGUUCUAUCAGAAUCCCUGCAUCCUUUUGCGGAUUGUAUGGUAUAAAAGCUACACAUGCUAGAAUUUCUGGUUUUGGAGCUCAACCAUUGGCUCCUACUGUUGGCAUUUCCGGACCUAUCGCCGCUACUGCAGAUGAUAUGGCUCUUGCCUAUGCCAUAGUAGCCGGGAAAGAUAGCCGGGAUCAAGCAACACUAAUGCAGCCUCCCGUCAGCCUUGCAAAUUAUAGCAAUUCUAAGAGUUUGGAGGGAAUCAAGAUCGGUAUCUUUCCUGAAUGGAACAACAUGGUGAUGGAUCCAAUUAUCAAUGACCGCAUUGAAGUUUUCAAGAAAUAUUUUUCAUCCUUGGGAGCUACCUUUGAAAACAUUGAAAUACCAGAACUAGAGGAAGCAAGAAAUGCUCAUGCAAUCACUAUCUCAACUGAGAUCAGCAACUAUGUUAAGAAGCACGGCUCUUCAGCACGCCAGAAGCUGCUGUACUCAAAUCGUAUUUUAGCCGCUGUCGCUGAUACGUUAGAGCCUGUGGACUAUGUUCGUGCCCAGCAGAUUCGAACUCGAUCCAUGCAGCAUGUGAUGGAUCUCUUCAAACCCAAGGUCGGCAAAGGAAUCGAUUUGAUUUUGACCCCGACUACAGCUAUUACAUCGCCAGAGUUGUCACCAUCCCUGUUGACCUAUGGCAUGAGUAACAACCCCAUGACUUCGGAUGCCAUGCGAUAUGCCUUCUUGGCCAACUUCAUUGGUAUUCCGGCCGUCCAAGUUCCAGCAGGCUUCGACGCUCGAGGAUUACCAGUUGGUAUGCAAUUGAUGGCGGAGUGGUGGAACGAGGAAUUACUUCUUCGCAUGGCAAAAGUUUGCGAGGAAACUCCUGGCGUGGAGCGAAAGCGGCCCACCGAAGGCUGGUAUGGCGACAUGUUGAACUAGAUACCAUCAAGCUUGUGACAGGGUACUUGCCAUCCAGUUUCCAUGGCGAAGCUGUAUGAGUAGCUAGCUGAAUGUGAGUAGUGAUGCAUUACUUUGUCAUAAAUGAUUGCCCACAUCAGUUCUACGAACAAACCAAACCGUUCUUUUCUAUUACUUUUAAUGAAUGAAAAAAUGUAUAGUGAAAUUUUUAAAGAGAGUGAGAUGAAAAAAUGACAAGGCGUUGUACAUGAA